Molecule: messenger RNA, 4972 nt
Organism: Tribolium castaneum (red flour beetle)
Lineage: Eukaryota; Metazoa; Arthropoda; Insecta; Coleoptera; Tenebrionidae
Gene: Top2
Product: Topoisomerase 2
Exons: 9
Coding region: 138-4829 (1563 amino acids)
Biological process (GO): resolution of meiotic recombination intermediates; sister chromatid segregation; DNA topological change
Cellular component (GO): nucleus
Molecular function (GO): DNA binding; DNA topoisomerase type II (double strand cut, ATP-hydrolyzing) activity; ATP binding
Source: RefSeq, a predicted model, not a curated record
GCGAAAAGCGGAAGAAAUCGAGCGGUCUGUUGAAGGUGUUAUCGGCCAUUCGUGUUUAUCUGUUUUAAAUAGUAAAAAGAGAGUUUUGCUACAAUUUGGUGUUUAAAAUGUUGUGAAAAUAUUCUUGUGGCGUGAAAAUGUCGGAUAUUAAGAGUAUGUUUGCCAAAAUGGCAACUACAAAGGACAGUGGCGGCGGCGGUGACAACGGAGAAUCACCUCCAAAACCCCCAGCUCCAAAACCCAAGCCGAAGCCAAAACAAACUAUUGAGGAAACAUACCAGAAGAAGUCACAGUUGGAACAUAUCUUGCUCCGUCCUGACACCUACAUCGGUUCUGUCGAAAAAGUGGAUGAGAAUAUGUGGGUGUACGAUAGAGACACAGAGAUGAUUAUUCAGAAAAAUAUCUCAUAUGUGCCGGGCUUGUAUAAGAUUUUUGAUGAGAUUUUGGUAAACGCUGCAGACAACAAACAAAGAGAUAAUACAAUGGAUUGUAUAAAAAUCGAAAUUAACCAAGAUGAUAAUGUCAUAUCGGUGUGGAAUAAUGGACAAGGUAUUCCCGUCGCAAUGCACAAAAGCGAAAACAUGUACGUCCCGACGAUGAUUUUUGGUCAUUUGUUGACCUCUUCGAAUUAUAACGACAAAGAGGAGAAAGUUACAGGCGGUAGAAAUGGUUACGGUGCGAAGUUGUGUAACAUUUUCAGUACAAAAUUUACUGUCGAAACUGCCACUAAAGAGUAUAAGCGUCAUUUUAAACAAGUGUGGGGUAAUAAUAUGACGAAAGCAUCGGAACCGAAAAUCAAAGAUCAUUUCGGUGAAGAUUUCACGAAAAUUACCUUCAGUCCAGAUUUGGUCAAAUUCAAAAUGGAGAAAUUAGAAGACGACAUUGUCAGUUUAAUGUGUCGACGAGCUUUCGAUGUGGCUGCGUCAACUAGAGGCGUGAAAGUUUUCUUGAAUGGCAAAAGAGUUCCCGUUAAAAAUUUCAAAGAUUACGUUGACUUUUUCACAAAAGGAAAAGACGAGGACGGAAACGAGAAAUGUAAAGUUGUGUAUGAAGUUUGCAACGAACGUUGGGAGGUCGCAAUGACCUUAUCCGACCGAGGCUUCCAACAAAUGUCCUUUGUCAAUAGUAUAGCCACCACUAAAGGUGGCCGUCACGUGGACUAUGUUACCGAAAUGAUCGUUAAACAAAUCAUUGAAGUGCUCAAAAAAAGAAACAAAGGAGGAGUGGCAAUCAAACCGUUCCAAGUCAAAAACCACAUGUGGAUCUUCAUCAAUUGUCUCAUCGUGAAUCCAACAUUCGAUUCCCAAACUAAGGAAAACAUGACACUUCAGGCGAAAAGUUUCGGAUCGAAAUGCACCCUCUCCGAGAAAUUCAUCACCCAAGUUGUGAAAAGUGGCAUUGUCGAGUCGGUUCUCAGCUGGGCUAAAUUCAAGGCUCAAACCGAACUCGAGAAGAAAACUGCUGGAAAAAAACAAUCCAAACUGAAAGGCAUUCCGAAACUGGAAGACGCCAACGAGGCGGGAACGAAAAACGGUCUGCGUUGUACGUUGAUUUUGACUGAGGGAGACUCAGCGAAGUCUCUGGCGGUGUCAGGUCUUGGUGUUAUUGGGAGAGAUUACUACGGAGUGUUUCCCUUGAGGGGUAAACUUCUAAAUGUUCGCGAAGCGACGCACAAACAAAUUUUGGAAAAUCAGGAAAUCAACAAUUUGAUUAAAAUCCUUGGUUUGCAAUAUAAGAAAAAGUACAAUACCGAUGAAGAUAUGCGAACGUUGCGUUAUGGCAAAGUGAUGAUUAUGACUGAUCAGGAUCAGGACGGGUCCCAUAUUAAGGGGCUUUUGAUUAAUUUUAUUCAUUAUAAUUGGCCGGAGUUGCUAAGGAGGGAUUUUCUCGAGGAGUUCAUUACUCCGAUUGUAAAGGCAAAGAAGCGAAAUGAGACACUGUCGUUCUAUUCACUGCCAGAGUUUGAAGAAUGGAAGUCGAAUACGCCCAAUCAUCGCACAUAUCAAAUCAAAUACUACAAAGGUUUGGGUACUUCGGACUCAAAAGAGGCGAAAGAAUACUUCAGCGACAUGGCGCGCCACCGUAUCCGCUUCCGCUACAAGGGCCCCGAAGACGACGAUCACAUCGUACUCGCCUUCAGUAAGAAGCACAUCGAGCAUCGUAAAGAAUGGCUCACGAAUUUCAUGGUCGAGAGCAGAAGACGAAAAGAGCUCGGUCUCGCCGAGAAAUAUCUCUACGCAAAAGACACAAAAUCCGUCUCAUACACGGAUUUCGUUAAUCUCGAAUUGGUUCUCUUCUCGAACGCCGACAAUAUUCGCUCGAUUCCAUGUCUGGUGGACGGUCUUAAACCCGGCCAGCGUAAAGUAAUGUUCACCUGCUUCAAACGUAACGAUAAACGUGAGGUAAAAGUGGCCCAGUUGGCGGGUUCUGUGGCUGAAAUGUCGGCGUACCAUCACGGCGAAGUGUCCCUUUGUAUGACAAUCGUUAACUUGGCUCAAAAUUUUGUCGGUAGCAAUAAUAUUAAUUUGUUGGAGCCGAGAGGUCAGUUCGGUACGCGGAUGGCGGGAGGGAAAGACAGCGCCAGUCCGAGAUACAUUUUCACAAAGAUGUCGCCUUUAACUCGGAUGAUUUUUAAUCCUUCCGAUGAUUAUUUGUUGAAACAUGAGUUUGAAGAUAAUCAGAAGAUUGAACCGGUGUGGUAUAUUCCUAUCAUACCGAUGGUUUUGGUUAAUGGUGCUGACGGUAUAGGCACCGGUUGGAUGACGAAAAUUCCCAACUACAAUCCACGAGAACUUGUAAAGAAUAUAAGAGCGAUGUUGGAUCAAGAGGAACCGACGAAUAUGGUUCCUUGGUAUAAAAAUUUUAUCGGGAGUAUAGUCGAUUGUGGCGAUAACAGAUACGUGGCCAGUGGAGAAAUUGCUAUAAUAGGGGACAACCGAGUCGAAAUUACUGAAUUGCCCAUUGGAACGUGGACUCAGAAUUACAAGGAAAACGUCUUGGAGCCUCUACUGCACGGGUCCGAAAAAGUAAAGGCCGUAAUUCAAGAUUACAAAGAAUACAACACGGAUACAACGGUUAAAUUCAUAAUAACUUUCUUGCCGGGCCAAUUGGAAACCCUAGAAAAUGAGGCAGGUCUCCAUAAAACUUUCAAAUUACAAUCCUUGAUCUCAACAAGUUCCAUGUGCGUUUUUGACGAACUCGGAUGCAUACGAAGGUAUGAUUCGGUAACCGACAUAUUGAAGGACUAUUACAAGUUACGUUUGACCAUGUACCAAAAACGUAAAGAUUACCUUGAAGGUAUGCUAAAAGCUGAAGCGAGUAAACUAUCAAAUCAAGCUCGGUUUAUAAUGGAGAAAUGCGACCGUACUUUGGUCGUUGAAAACAAGAAACGUAAAGUGAUUAUUGACGAACUUAUCAAAAGAGGGUACGAACCAGAUCCUGUCAAGGACUGGAAACAAAGGGUUGCUACGGAAGAUGGAGAUGAAGAAGCGCCAGCUGAAGAGGAAGAAGCACCAGCGACUGAACAGACAACGAAGAAACCAGUUGAUCCAGAAAAGGCUUUCCAAAAUUCGACCGAUGUUCAAAAGUUUGAUUAUUUAUUGGGAAUGUCAAUGUGGAUGUUGACGGAAGAAAAGAAGAAUGAAUUGCUACGACAAAGAGACAUUAAAUUACAAGAAUUGGAGACUUUGAAAAAGAAAACGCAUUGUGAUUUGUGGCGGGAGGAUCUCGAUGCGUUUAUGGAGAAGUUGGAUGAAGUGGAAGAGAAGGAACGGAAUGACGAAGCUGGAAUUAAACCGAAGAAAGCACAAGCGGAAAUAAAAUUUGGAAGGGGAAGGAAGAAAAUUAAUUUGGCAGAAACAAUGCCAUCACCUAUAGCCAAACGAGUCGAACCGAAAAUUUCCGAUGAUAUGAAGAAGCGCAUACAGACCGCAAUAAAAGAUAAGAAAAAGAAGAUGGUCAAAAAAGAAAGCACGAUUGAAGAAUUGGAAGAAAAAGACGAAUUUGAUCUUCUGGUACAAAACAAGAAGACUUUAAAAGACAAAAUAGGCACUCCGGAAGAGGCAGAGAAGAAAGUGAAAGCGAAAAAGGCCAAAGAUGAGCUUAAACAAACUAAGCUCAAUUUUAAAAAGAAGAGUCCGGAGCCAAAACUGAAUGGUACCCCGAAAAAACGCGGGAAAAAGGCGAAGACCACCAGUUCUGACGAAGGUGACGAUGACGAAUUCAAUUCCGAUUUUGAAAGUCCUGUUGUGAGAGAGCGAGCGCCGACUAAGCGCCAAGCCGCAGCAAAACAAAUUAAAUACAAUUUGAAUUCUUCGGAAGAUGAGGAUAGUGGUGAAGCGGAACUGUUCGAUAACGACGCCGUAAUCGAGCCCAAAACUAACCAAGGGACGAUGGAAAUUAGCUCAGACAGCGAAAAUGAAUCUCCUCCACCGAGGCAUGAAACCUCGGAAGAUCUGUUCGAUUCUCUUGUAGGUCGGACGAAGAGCGAUGAUGACGUACCUGCAAAAACUGAAACUCAGAAGAGAAGGAUUUUGUCGGAUUCAGAUUCGGAUGUUCCCGAAGAAGAAACGAAAAAAUCUAAACCGAAGAAGAAAAAGGUUGAGGCAAAUAAUGAAGACAAAAAACCUAAGCAAGUCAGAAAGAAGAAGAAGAAGUCAGAUGAUGAGGAGGGAAGUGGGAAAAAAGCAAAAGGGAAAGGUAAAAAGAAGAAGGAUUUAGAUUCAGAUGUUGAAAUUGAUUCUUCUUCACCACCACCGGUUAAGUCUUCACGAGCUCCACGAAAUAUUAAACAAACUAAAUAUGUAUUUGAUUCGGACGAGUCUGACUGAAUUCAACUGUUUUAGAAAAUUUUAAGAAGUAACUAUUUAAUGUGUUUUUAAUAGGUAAAUAUGUGUUACGUUACUUGUAACUUUAAUAAAAAUAUCUUAUUUUCAUUAUUACAAGUUUUAAUAAAAAAAUGUCAGUAAUUAAA